AUGAGUAGUGACAGAGACCAAGAAACCAGUGAUAGGAGCCAGGGCCCGUCGCCUAGGCAACAUGACCAGCCCUGUGGCCAGGAGAGUGAUGCUGAAGCUGCAGGCCUUAGCCAUAGCCUGUCCCACCGUGGGGUUGACAUCUCUGCAUUUUACAACUCAUACUUCCAGGCCUAUGAGGCCUACCAAAGCAGCAAAUUCCACCUAGACUUGAACAACUUGGGCUUCUUUCACCUAGAUGUCAGUGAGAACAAGCUGUGCAGUGACCUGAUGGCUGAAAGGCUGUGUCAGAAGGACAUGGACGAUGUUGAGGACAUCCAGCUGCAGGCUCCCAACCCAAGAGGACAUCCUUUCCUGAGGGAAGCGGUGGCCCAGUUCCUGACCUCCUACUGCAGCGCUCCUGAAUGCCUGUUUUCAAGAAAUGUGGUUGUUCUAAAUGGCUGCUCUGCCGUCUUCUCUGCGCUGUCCAUGGUUCUCUGUGACCCAGGAGAUUGUUUCCUGGUUCCCACUCCCUUUUUCAGUGGCUUCAUCUUUGGCACCAAGAUGUGUACUAAUGUCGAGCUGAUUCCCAUCCACCUGGAGACUGAGAUCACUGAUGAGGACACCCUGCCUUUCCAGCUCACUGUGGGCAAACUGGAGCAAGCCCUGCUUGAAGCUAAGACUCAGUGUAAGAAGGUCAAAGGCCUCUUGCUGCCCAACCCUCAGAAUGCUACGGGUCAUGUCUACUCGCAGGAAUCCCUGAAAGAAUUCUUGGAAUUUGCCAAAAGAAAUGACCUGCAUGUGGUUGUAGACGAAGUUUACAUGCUGUCUGUGUUUGAUGACUCUGUCCAGUUCCACAGUGUUCUGAGCUUGGAAAGGUUGCCUGACCCGCAAAAGACCUAUGUGAUCUGGAGCAUCAGUAAGGAUUUUGGCUUGGGCUUAGGUGCUCUGUACACCCCCAAUGAAGAUGUAGCCUUUGCUGUGAGCCCCUUUAGCUACCUCCACAGCAUCUCCGGCAUCGUCCAGUACCAUCUGCGUUGCUUGCUCCGGGACAGAGACUGGAUUGACCGUAUUUACCUGCCCGCUGUUCACUCGAGGCUCCGGACAGCUCAUGCGUAUGUCAUCACAACGCUGCGUGAGUUGGAGGUUGUGCACAACUUUAAGAUCUUCUUUCACAGUCGCAGCUGCGGCCUUUACCUCUGGAUCAACUUGAAAAACUUACUGGAACCGUGUACAUUUGAAGAAGAGCUGGUCCUCUACCGCCGCUUCCUGGACCACAAGCUGAUCUUGUCCCGAGGCCAAUCCUACCUGCUUAAGGAGCCUGGCUGGUUUCGCCUCUGCUUUGCAGAAAAUCCAGACAAACUAGAACUGGCCAUGCUGCGGUUUGGUCAGGCCAUAGCAGAGCAGAAGCAAUACUGGAUCCAGAAGGUAGUGCAGUAUAUCCCAGAGUUAGAAGAAACGGACUCUUCUAGCAGUGAUGACAACUGA
Messenger RNA from Octodon degus (degu), 1464 nucleotides. Its product is annotated as probable inactive 1-aminocyclopropane-1-carboxylate synthase-like protein 2. NCBI's taxonomy places the organism in Eukaryota, Metazoa, Chordata, Mammalia, Rodentia, Octodontidae. The coding region runs from base 1 to 1464 and encodes 487 amino acids. Gene Ontology annotation, biological process: biosynthetic process; amino acid metabolic process. Gene Ontology annotation, molecular function: pyridoxal phosphate binding; transaminase activity. The transcript has 15 exons. The record is from RefSeq and is a predicted model, not a curated record.